Molecule: messenger RNA, 3895 nt
Organism: Phyllopteryx taeniolatus (common seadragon)
Lineage: Eukaryota; Metazoa; Chordata; Actinopteri; Syngnathiformes; Syngnathidae
Gene: igfbp3
Product: insulin-like growth factor binding protein 3
Exons: 4
Coding region: 110-970 (286 amino acids)
Biological process (GO): regulation of insulin-like growth factor receptor signaling pathway
Cellular component (GO): extracellular region
Molecular function (GO): insulin-like growth factor I binding; fibronectin binding; insulin-like growth factor II binding
Source: RefSeq, a predicted model, not a curated record
AGUUGGCGUAAAAGAAAAUACAGAUGGAGAAGGCCAGUCGGCUCGCAGUGUCACACAGAUCCCCCUUGAGCCUCCGUGUCGUCCAGUUGUGACAAUCGCAAUCGACUCCAUGCCCGCGCUCUGUGUGCUUUGUCUCACGGCCACAUUGGCUGUGUUCGCACGGCCCGUCGCCGCCGUGGGGCCCGUCGUCCGGUGCGAACCGUGCGACGCCGUGGCGCUCCUGCAGUGCAAGCCCCUUCCCAAGGACUGCGCGGAACGGUUGAGGGAGCCGGGUUGUGGCUGCUGCGUGACGUGCGCCCUCGGCCGAGGGCAGGCGUGUGGCGUGUACACGGCGCGCUGCGGCUCCGGUUUGACCUGCCAGCACCGGCCGGGGGAGAGCCGACCCCUGCAAGCUCUUUUGGAGGGACGCGGAGUGUGCUCGAGCGCGGCGUCUAAAAAAAACAACACCAUCCUGGUUACGGCGCAAAAGCAAGACCAUGGCAGAAAUCAGGUAGAGGAAGGCCAUGCCAACAAGACGGCUAAAAUGACCAUGUUCCCUGGUUUGUCAGCUGUCCAAGGGGGGCAGAAUGGAGGUGUGAUGGACACCAGGCCUCUAUUACACAACAAGCUGCUAAAGAAAGAUCAGAACAGGAAGACACACAGCUUCAAGGUGGAGUUGGUGUCAGAGGGAGCCAAUAUGGAUACGCAGAACUUCUCCCUGGAGAACAAAAGGGAGACUGAGUAUGGCCCAUGUCGACGGGAGAUGGAAAGUAUCCUAAAUAGUCUCAAAAUCAGCAAUGUGCUCAACCCAAGAGGCUUCCGGAUACCCAACUGUGACAGAAGAGGCUUCUAUAAGAAAAGACAGUGCCGUCCAUCCAAAGGCAGAAGGCGGGGAUACUGCUGGUGUGUGGACAAAUACGGACAGCCCCUUCCUGGCUAUGACGGCAGAGAUCGGGAUGAGAAACAGUGUCACAACCGUGAAAGCCAAUGAGAGGACAGAACUGUUUGUUCUCAAGAGAAUGAUCGAGCUAAAAGCUAAGAAAACUUGGAGUAGCGAGAAAUAUAUCAUCUGCACUAUUUUGCUAGGGAGAGAGAGAAAGGAGGGAAUUUUCCACUGACUUUUAAAGAACUUCUUUGUGACUGUGACCCCAAAAAUGCAAGCGCCUCCAUAUCAAUGUUGUCUGUCUGUGAACGUGCCACUGUGAGUCUCUCAGCUCUUGUCUUGAAGUGUGAGUGCUCGCAUUACAUGUAUGUGUGCAUAGCUGCAUGUUUGUGCAAGAGGUGUGGGAGUUUGUUUUCCCAAAAAGUGUUUGUGUAAAUACUAUACAGUACAUCAUUAAGCUAAGAGCCCCCAAGUCCAGGCCCUGUACCAUUCAACAAUACAAAAAAAAAAAAAAAACUGUCUCAGGGUCCUUUUAGAAGAGAAGGAUUAUGGCACGGCACGGCUUUGUUUUGAUAUUUAGCACAUUGGCCUUCAUCACUGUGUCUAUCUUGUAAUUCAUAAUUCCUGUAGCAGGAAAGGAACAGAUGCAAACCCUGCAGUUACAGUGCCUUACACCUGACCUUUACAAGCUUCCCCCCAAUGCACCCUCCAAAGUAAAUCUAUCUCUCGAGUAUCAAAUACACUCCUCAGGUUUAUAUGUGCGCAGCAUGCACUUUCAAAACAGACAGCAGAUUUAAUUAGCAGCAAUUAUAACAGCCCAAAGCUAAAAAAAUCAGUUUCUUUAAGUAAAACACUUCUGUUUACCGAUAGUUUAAUAUUAGGGCUGUAACUAACGAUUGUUUUAAUAAUCGAUUCAUCUGUCAAUGAUUUUUUUCGAUGAAUCGGAUUAAAACUUUUUUUUUUUUUUUUUUUUAAUUUCAAAUUGACUUAGCAGAAAAUGCACACAAAUAAAUUAUGAUUCAGUUCUUGGUUUGGUGUCAGAAAUGAGGUAAAAAUCCUGAUCUUUGUUUUGCAAAGGAAAAGCAAAUGUUUGCAAAUGUCUUAUUUAGAUUCAACACCAAGAUAAUCAGUCCGCUUUCAUGGAGGACUACAGAAAUCAGAGAAUAUUUACUGUUGGGAGGCUGAAAUUCCCAGUAUUUGGACAAUUUUAAGUCAAACAAGGUCUCUGAAUGAUUAAUUGAUUAUCAAAAAUAGUUGUCGAUUAAUCGAUUCAUUGUUGCACCGCGACUCAACAUUUUUUUCAUUAGAAUAGAUGAAUUGCAUGAGAGAUAAUGAUUGGACUACCACGACACAUUAACAGUGGACUAGUGUGAUCAUUGAUGGCAACAGAAAAAAAUAAAAUAAAUGGACGAUGCACAUUGCGUUUUGUUCUAUAUUAUCUAUCUAGAUGCAUCACUCAUUCCAUUAUCAGGUUUUAUCAUGCGCGGUCUUUCCAAAAUGGUCUUCACGUCACACUGUAGUUAAAGGGUUCAGUGUGCCCUCCUGUUGUCUGUUGCCGCCACCUGUUCCAGUCCGUCCAUGAUCCUUCCCACCUGUCAAGCCUUUUUGUCCUCAUCCUGCUUCUCGUCCUUGUCCGUCACACUUGCGCAGAGCUAAGGUCCCUCGUGUCUAAAGCCUGCCGUCCUACAUGGGCCUUGUACUGUAUUUGUGCCUAAUCCUGUUCCCAUCCUUUUCCUGUGUGUUCCGCAUACAUUAUAUGGGACUUUUUUUUACACGACCCUCUUCUCUUCCUGUCAGUGAAAAGAGUAACCCGGUAGCUACAAGCACAAGCACUCAAAGCACUUUAGCUGCACCUGUGCAAAAGAAAAUCGGGCCUUUAUGCAUCUGCGAACGUUUCCUUUCUAUGUCACGUAAGGUAAAUCAGUGCGAUAUACUGUACUGUAAGUAAGAACCCUGGGUGGGGAAGGGGUAUAAAGAAGGAUACACCAGGACUUCAGUGAACAUAGCGAAGGUCCCUUAGAAAUAUUCCAUUCAAUGCAACCAUUCAUUUUGAUUGUUGUUUUUGUUUCUUCGAUAAAAGCUUGUAUGAUCGUAUGCCAACAAAUCUGUAUAAGGUGGACACAGCACCAAAUCUUCUUCCAUUGACACAAGUGGUUGGGGGUCUGAGGGAGGGGGCCUGAUCAUCUCUAAAGCGCUUCCGUCCCGGUGCUCUCCUACAUCAAGAGUAAAGACUUGAAGAACAGUGGACGGGGUGCCGAUAAAGACUGUUACCCGGUAGCUUGGUAGCACAAUCUCGGCUGUACACUUCCUGCAACAGACAGAAAGCAGCAAUUUACAUCUAGCCUGUUGGUGCUAUGUCCCAUCUAUUCAAAGCCUUGAUGUAAGAGGAGGAAAAUGAAUUUAAAAAGAAAAAAAAAAAAAUGAAGCUAUUUCCUCUCUUAUAUUUGUGUGUCUUUUUUAUAUGCAUAUAUUUGUUGGCCACUUCAUGUACAGUACUUAAAAAUAUGCAUUAUUUAUCUAAAACAGAAUUAUAAGCUGAUCCAAACUAGGUUUCCCGUGAAUAUGUCAGUGACUCAGCAAUUGCACAGCGAACUCGAAACAGUCAUUGUAUUUUGGGGAAUAUAAUCACUACUUAAUGUUGUAUUUGUAAUCUGCAAUUUCUUCUGUUGCUCAUGAUCUUUACUGCUUUUUAAUUCCGGUGAUUUUCUCAGAAAGUCACUUCUGCCCAUGCCGCAAUCUUGCCUCAUAGCCAGCUUCAAACUUCUCUAAACUCACUUUUUUAUUUUUAUUUUGACCUGUUUGCCCACUAGCCAUGUUAAGAAUCUCUCUCUGUGCACAGUUUUACUGUCACAUCAAAUCUUCCAGGUUUAGUAAUUUAUUAUUUUUUUGGGGGGGGGGUUAAAACAUUUCUUGAUACUAAACUAGAAAGCUCACAGGUAUCACAUAAUCCAAGAAACGACCUGGUUUGCUUUGAAAUAUAAUUUGUAUUUAAUGUUUUUGGUUUUUUUUAAUAAAAGUGAACAUAUUUUAAGA